GCGGCGGGGGGACUCGGAGCCAUCGCGGUUGCGCGGGGCGAGAGCGGCGCGUCCCGGCCGCGGCUGCCGGGAGCACACUGAUAAGAUUGCACAGCUUGUGAUCCUACACUGUCAUUUGAGUUCAGCAUCGGCUGCCUUUUUUCUGGUCCCUGCAAGAUGCCAGCAGCCCUUGCAGAGAACAGCCAGGUUAUCUGUGAAGUAUGGGCCAGCAACCUGGAGGAAGAGAUGAGGAAAAUUCGGGAGAUCGUUCUGAGUUACAGCUACAUUGCAAUGGACACGGAGUUCCCCGGAGUUGUGGUCAGGCCGAUCGGUGAAUUCCGCAGCUCCAUUGAUUACCAGUACCAGCUCCUUCGCUGUAACGUUGACCUGCUGAAAAUUAUCCAGCUGGGCCUGACUUUCACAAAUGAGAAGGGGGAAUAUCCUUCUGGCAUCAACACCUGGCAGUUCAACUUCAAAUUCAACCUUACGGAAGACAUGUACUCUCAGGAUUCCAUAGACCUCCUUGCCAGCUCUGGGCUGCAAUUCCAGAAGCAUGAAGAGGAAGGGAUUGAUACACUGCAUUUUGCUGAGUUGCUGAUGACGUCUGGGGUUGUGCUCAGUGACAGCGUGAAAUGGCUGUCCUUCCACAGUGGUUAUGACUUUGGCUACAUGGUGAAGUUGUUGACAGAUUCCAGGUUACCAGAAGAGGAACAUGAAUUUUUCCAUAUCUUAAACCUUUUCUUCCCAUCUAUCUAUGAUGUGAAGUACUUAAUGAAGAGCUGCAAAAACCUCAAGGGUGGCCUUCAGGAGGUGGCAGAUCAGCUGGAUUUGCAACGAAUUGGACGACAACACCAGGCAGGAUCAGACUCUCUUCUCACAGGAAUGGCAUUUUUCAGAAUGAAAGAGCUAUUUUUUGAGGAUACAAUUGAUGAUGCAAAGUAUUGCGGACGACUGUAUGGCCUUGGCACAGGAGUGGCUCAGAAACAAAAUGAAGAUGUGGACUCAGCCCAAGAGAAAAUGAGCAUUUUGGCCAUUAUCAACAACAUGCAGCCAUGAUGAGCGGUGCCCCUCAGCAGAACAUGUUUACCAUAUUGGCAGCUGCUGUCCUCAACCAUUUUCCCUAAACAGUGUCUCAAACAAAAAGCAUCUCCAGUACACAGGCUGCACCAAGCCUUGCAGUUUUGCUGAAGAACUGCAUUUUCCUUUGAAACCGAGAAGAGUUGACUGAAUUCCUAAUGCCAGCAUUUGUGGUUUGCCAUAUUUUUAAUACCAAGGGCAAAGGACAGAAUCUACUGUGUAUACCUCUGUUUUUUUCCUCUUUAUACUGUACAGAAUCUGCAAGGAAGAUUUAGCAGUAGAAUGUUGGGUAGAGCUGAGGGCUGGGAAAUGCAGUGAAGAUGGACACAGACACGCACGCAAAUUUGCAAUUUGUGUUUUAUAAAGCUUAUUUUAAAACUUCUGCAUGUUGUGAGGGUGACAGCUUCACCUCAUGUGUUGCUUAUUUUAUCUGUCUGUGGAAAUUGCUCCCUUUGAUCACUGCAGAGGUGUGGGAAUGGAUGACAUUAAAAAUGAUCCUUGCAGCUAAAAAUAUUCAGAGAUUUGCUUUAACAACAGAGGGAAUGGAGAUGAAUGGGGCUGAUUUGAUCAGCACUCCUUAGUUUCUGAUUCUCUUUGUUACUGCUUUGACCCAUACUAAGCCUCAGCUUUGUUCAUACGGGUAUUAAGGAACUGUUCUGGAAAUUCAGAGGCCCAAAAGUUCACCUUUGACAGGAGAUUGGACCAAUAGUCUGACUUCAGUUUCCAUCCUAAACCUACAAAUUUUAUUCUUCUCCUGCAACACAACAAGGUCAGCAUGGACAAAUAUUUGUUCCUCUUUUCCCCCCUGCUUCUCCAGCCCCUAAUUUUUACACUAUGCUUAAGAGGCAAAACAAAGUUUCUGAUUUUUUUUCUGAGUUUCUGGGUUUUUUUAAUUAUAAAACUCCUGAGAAGUAGUUAAGAGGAUGAAGAACUUGAGAUUCUGACUUUGAAACACAUUCUAUAGUGUUUUUUUUCAACAGCUCUGUAAUGACAUUUCUUAAAAGAACAACCCCUUCUGGACAUGUCAAACUUAAAAAUUUUUAAGACUUUGUCUGGCAUUUUGAACAAGCUUAAUCCAAUAUUAAAGAGUUGAGGUUUAGAGCUGGUAUUUGAAAUGUUUGUAAAGACUAGUUUUUAUUUUUUGUAAAAUAAAAUUUUUUAAACCAGGCUUCGUUUUGGAUUUUC
Molecule: messenger RNA, 2241 nt
Organism: Hirundo rustica (Barn swallow)
Lineage: Eukaryota; Metazoa; Chordata; Aves; Passeriformes; Hirundinidae
Gene: CNOT8
Product: CCR4-NOT transcription complex subunit 8
Exons: 7
Coding region: 157-1035 (292 amino acids)
Cellular component (GO): P-body; CCR4-NOT complex; CCR4-NOT core complex
Molecular function (GO): poly(A)-specific ribonuclease activity; nucleic acid binding
Source: RefSeq, a predicted model, not a curated record